AUGAAUCAAACACCGUUUCUCUCAGAUUUUCACACCAGUAACGUCGAAAGACCCGCCAGGAAAACCUCUCGACGCCGCAAUGGAAAGAAAAAGAGCAGCAAAGAUCGAUCCAAAAGCACAAAACUGGUGACUUUAAAAGACACAGCCAACCAAAUCCGUCUCUAUGCUUGGCAUGAAUUGGAAUCAUGGCAACAAGACAAUGAGUUCCUUCACUCGGGUUACCGAAAAGCCACCAAUUCGUACCGGGCAUCUCUCACAUCACUAUCUUACAUCCACAAUCAAACAGCGAACAUUUACUCCCAUCUCGUCGGAGCGUUUCUCUUCAUACUGGCAUCCAUCUUCAUCUACUACUCGGUUGCUUCGCGAUAUUCGACUGCUGAUGCGUGGGAUGUUGGAAUUUUCGCAUCAUUUUUUAUGGGUGCGAUGACGUGUUUUGGGAUGAGUGCUUUCUUUCAUACGGUGGGAAACCACAGUGAGAAAGUUUAUCAUAGUUGGUUGCUCAUGGACCUUUACGGUAUCUUGGGGUUGAUUUGUGGGACGGUUUAUUCCGGGACGUAUUAUGGAUUUUAUUGUGAGAGGAAAAUUUGGCUGGCGUAUUCUAUUCAGGUGAGUCCCAUUCCGUUUCGUUUACCGCAUACUUUUGGCAUAGUGCGAGUGAUGUCUUGGUAAAUGAUUUGAUAUCGUUGGGUUUAUGUUCGGUGUUCGAAUAUUGACUGAGAAUGAAAUACUGACGAUCUCGUAGAUCACACUCAUUACAAGUCUUGGAGCUCUCAUUUGUGCUAUGCCAAAAUUCCGCGCUCCUAAAUGGAGAAUUGCUCGAGCUGUAGUCUUCGGCUUCAUUUUCUUCUCGGGAGCUAUUCCAAUGACUCACGCUGUCAAGAAAUUUGGCUACGAAAAAGCUGCUCAACAAAUGGGUUGGUGGUGGCUUAUUCUUGAAGCUUCUCUCUAUGUUAUGGGGGCUACAAUUUAUGCUGUAUGUUUUCUUUCUCAAUAUUUCCCAGAUACGCUCGAAUCCGUACUGAUAUUCCACAGUUCCGUUUCCCUGAAUGUAUCAAGCCGGGAGCCUUUGACAUAUGGGGAAACUCACACCAGGUAUUUCACAUUUUCGCAGUUCUGGGCGCUUUGGUGCAUUUGAUUGGCAUGAUUAAGGCGUUUGAUUACAAUCAUAAUCCGGCUACUAGACGCUGUUGAUCGAUUAGAAGGUUAGAGAAAAGUAUAUUGUGUAUAGAGAUAGGUCAUUUUGCAUAUAGAUUUUUAAUUGUUUUUUUGGGAAAGAUUAUUACCAUUUAUCUCAUCUUUACUUCAGGGCUGGGUUCGAUGCUUUAUCCAGUAUCACCGUGUGGG
Hymenoscyphus albidus is the source of this 1344-nucleotide messenger RNA. NCBI's taxonomy places the organism in Eukaryota, Fungi, Ascomycota, Leotiomycetes, Helotiales, Helotiaceae. The record is from the annotation of a GenBank genome assembly.